Messenger RNA from Synchiropus splendidus (mandarinfish), 418 nucleotides. It is a transcript of the gene nmu, whose product is annotated as neuromedin U. Gene Ontology annotation, molecular function: neuromedin U receptor binding. Gene Ontology annotation, biological process: regulation of smooth muscle contraction. The record is from RefSeq and is a predicted model, not a curated record. NCBI's taxonomy places the organism in Eukaryota, Metazoa, Chordata, Actinopteri, Syngnathiformes, Callionymidae. The transcript has 7 exons. The coding region runs from base 2 to 418 and encodes 138 amino acids.
GAUGAAGACGCACCACUACCAGUAUCUCUUAGCGCAGCGCGCAGUCUCCAGCAGCCCAUUCAGCCUCAGCAUGAGUCCGCUCAUCACAGCCAGCAUUACCUUGGCAGCUCUCCUCAUCUUCACCGUUCCAUCAUGCACAGGACUUCCUGCUGAACUACAGUCCACAGUAUCCAAGCGAGAUCUUCUCAGUCAGAUAGAGGCAGUGUGUUCAUCAUACCACUUGGCAGACAGGAAGUUUUUGGCGUCAGAUUUUUUUGGGGAACUGUGCGUGAUGAUGCUGGUUCAGGGGUCAAAGGAGUUUUUAGGAAGAGAAAAGAGCAAAAGGGCUGAACCUCAGCGUCCUGCAGGAAUCCAGAGCAGAGGACACUUCCUUUAUCGACCACGGAAUGGAAGAAGAUCCACAGUGUAUGAUUACUGA